AUGGACGAGGCCGCGCAGUACACCGACAUUCUCGACGACGAGACCCUCGCGCCGCUGAAGCGCAACCACGCUUGUCUCCAGCGCAAGGUCAAGUGCGACGCAGUACGCCCGACGUGCAACCCGUGUCUCCGCAGCCAUGCGCACGCCGUCCGCUCCGCGCAGCGCAACAAGAGCAAGCCGCCCCCGCUCUCGUGCACUUACGCCGACGACGAUGAACCCGAGCCUCUGGCAGCCGCGAAUGGAGAGCGCAAGCGUGUCUCGUCGACAACGGCGGGGCCGAAGCGUGCCGCAAUCGGCGGACCUGACAAGCUCACACGGGAGCGCGAGCGUCGUGCGGAGGAAGAGAGGGACACCUUGAAGGCGCGCAUUGUGUCGAACAGCAGAUGGGGCGAGCCUCUGUCCAACUUCCAGAUUCCCGCUCCGCAAAUCAACGGCGUGCCAAGCGACACGCUCCCGUUCGUCUCCAUCGAGGCCAGGGAAGCGGGCCAAUUCCAGUCCUUCGACUUUAGCAACCUGCUCAUGAUGCCGAUGAACUGGCCGAAGAACCUGCCCUCGCCCGCCGUGCUCGAGCACCUCAUCGACAUCUUCUUCCAGUGCGAGCCGCAAAUCUCGCGCAUCCUGCACCGCGACACGCUGAUGGCGCGCGUGGCUCUGCCGCCUGCGCAUCCCGACUUCCCAUUCUCCGGCCUGCUUCAUGCGAUCUGCGCUGCCGCGGCUCCGCACACCGCUGUCGCGACGAGUAUCCCGCCGCAGCAACUCGAGGGCGUGCGCCAGCGCCACAUCGCGAGCGGCAUCGACCUCGAGAACUGCGAGGACUUUGCGACUGCCCAGACCGAGGCGGCAGAGCGAUGUAUCCGCCACAAGACGGGUGCGUGCAUGCUGGGCAGCGGGCCGUUCAUCUUCGACGUGACGCGCGCCAACAUGAUCCUGUCCCUGACGUAUUUGAACAAGGGCAUAGCUCUCCGGUCCUGGAUCAUGUCCGCUGCUCCCGUGCGUCUCAUCCACGCAUUGGAAAUCACGAACCGCAACCUGCGUACCGGGGGCAAGCCGCCCAUCAUGGGUGCGCCGGCGACAGACCGGGAGCGCGAAGAGCGUUUAGCCACCAUCUGGCUGACGUACAUGUACGACGUGGGCUUUGCGGUGAACGCGUGCUGGACGCCCAUCUUCAACAUUGACACGAUCUACAAUGCGCUCCCCACUAGUGCGACCGAGUUUGCAAAGAAACAGCACCUCGGCGCAUCCAUGGCCGGUAACCCGCAGACGGCCCACGAGGCGGACGUCAUGGUCCACCAUCCCGUGCACGACGCGUUUGUGCUCGCCGUCAAGGCGAGCAUGCUCUUUGGCCGCGUCAGCAAGUGGCUCGGGACAUGGAAGCAACGGCACGUGCGCGCCGGGGACGCGCAGGACGCGCUCUCUGCGCCGUCGUUCGUGCAGCUGAACGCGGAGAUCAUGGCGUUCCAGCUCAGCGUGCCUGCAGCGUUCAAGAACAUCUACAAGCUGGUGGACAGCGGGGACCUGACGCCGUUCAACGCGGACCUGUUGUCGCUGCACAUUUUCCCGAACACAGCGCUGCUGCUGCUGCACGAGCCUCUGAUCGACUGGAAGGGGCCCGAGAACAGCGCGAUGCGGCAAGUACAGAAGUCGUUCGAGGCGAUCGUCGGCCUGCUGCACCUGAUCCCGUCGCAGCUCGACCUGAGCCUCGUGCUCACGCCGCUGCUGAUCUUCUGCCUGUUCACGACGGGGCGGAUCAUCACGCUCUUCAUCGGCCGGGCGGGGAAGGAGGAGGCGUACGCGCACAGCAUGCGGUGGAAGACAGACCUCGGCGUCAUCCAAGCCGUCAUGGAGCGGUAUGGCACGAAGCACUCGAUCGGUGUGUUGCUGGGCGAGUUCCUCAAGGUGCACAUGCAACUAGGCGGCGAGCCGGAGCAUAUGGACGACAUGUGUGCGCGGCGCAUGCGCGACGUGUGCGCCACCUCUAGUGUUGGGGAGCUGAACAGUGGGAGCGGGUACGGCGCCGUCGACGGCCCCGGCAACCCCGAAACGGGGGGUACGGGGUACGAAUCGCAGUCGCAGUCCCAGUCACAGAGCGCUGGCUCGGGACCCUCGACCACGUCUAUCCCCGGGCUCAGCCCGCCGACAAAGGGCAACUCGGGCACCUCGGCGUCCGUCGGCCAGACACCAGAGAGCGUAGACGCGGUCGACUUUGAGACCCAGGCGCGCACCUACUUCCCCCCCAGCAACGAUAACAGCGGCACCAUGUCGAUAGACGAAGCGACGAAUGGCGGGUUCAUGAAUCUGAACGGCGGCUUUUCAUUCACGCCGGGAUCGCACGCUUCCUCGGGCUCGACACCUAAUGGUGCCAACGCCUUCGGAGGCGCGUUUGGCACGCUCGGGGGCAGUGGGAGUGGACAGGGCAUUGACCCGGCCUUGCUGGAUAUUCUGGACCCGACGGGCAGUAUCCAGGCCCAUCUCUCGCAGGGACACAAAGGCGAGACGAGCGCCGAGGCGUAUGUCCGUACCCUGCUCGAUGGGAAUGGGGGCGGGGACGUCGUGAAUCUCCUGGGCAGCACGGGGCUGUAA
Molecule: messenger RNA, 2580 nt
Organism: Trichosporon asahii var. asahii CBS 2479
Lineage: Eukaryota; Fungi; Basidiomycota; Tremellomycetes; Trichosporonales; Trichosporonaceae
Exons: 3
Coding region: 1-2580 (859 amino acids)
Biological process (GO): regulation of DNA-templated transcription
Cellular component (GO): nucleus
Molecular function (GO): DNA-binding transcription factor activity, RNA polymerase II-specific; zinc ion binding
Source: RefSeq, a predicted model, not a curated record